CUCAAAAUGAAAUUCGUACUUUUGCUUUGUGUACUCAGCGUAUUGUUGCUGCAACAAACCUAUGCCUCACCCGUCAAACUAGUCGAACGUCAAGAACGUGCCGUUGCCCGUCAACAGGCCACAAGUGGUGCUGUAGCAGCUGCUCCAGCUGUUGAUGAAGAUGAUGACGAUGAGGAUGACGAUGAUGAUGACACAGAUUUGGGUGAUCUGAUAGAUGAUGAUGAUGUUCUCUUUAUUUCGGGGUUUUCAGACGACGAAGAUGACGAUGACGAAGAGGAUGAUGAUGAAGAGGAAGACGAUACACCACAAGGACAAGCUGCUCCUGCUGCCUCAUCCGAUGACGAUGAUGAAGAAGAUGAUGACGAUGAUGAUUAUUUGGAUCGUUUGUUCGAUGACAUUUUGGGAGAUGACGAAGAAGAAGAUGACGACGAUGAUGAAGAUACCGCCUCAAGUGUACAAAACACCAUUGCUGCCCAACCCGCCGCACCCAUCGAAGACUUAGCUCCAGCUGCCUCCGCUGCUGCUGCCCCAGCCAAUGCCGGUAUUUCCGAUGGUGUUGAUCUACCCGCCGAAAGUGGCAACUCUGCCGAUACAUUGAGCGAUGCCAAUGCCUCCAAUGCUGAUAUUGCUCCUGCCGGCAGCAGUAACCAGAACGAAGGUGAACUAGAUGUUUUUUAUGAUGAAAAUUCUAACAUUAUUGUAGAUAGUAUCAGUAGUAGUGGUAUUAGCAGUAGUAGUAGUAGUAAUAGUAUUAGUAGUGGUAGUGUAAUUGGUAAUGUCAACGGUGCUAGUGGCAGCGACCUUGAUGCCAAUAUCAUUGCCAGCGACAAUAGUGGUAGUCAAGUUGAUAGUCUCACUAGCUCAGAACAGAUUCAUCUAAACACAAAACAACAAAUCCAACAAGUACAACAACAGCUCAUUACAAACAGCCCAUUUGACACUCUGAAAAACACACCAACAACAACAACAACAUCUACCGCAACCAACUCCAUACAGAAACCAUCAAGUAGUACCACUAAUAACAAAUUAAAUAAUUUAAAGAAUAACAAUAACAAGAAUCAAAAUCAGAAUCACAUCGCUUCUGAUCUAAGUUCAAAUCUGACACCGGCUGAGGCUGUGGGCAUUAAUAAGACCCCAACGGCCGCUGUAAGUGCCAAACCGGUGAAGGCAACGAACAUUGAUCAGGAUGCCGAUGACGAUGAUGAUGAAGAUGAUGAUGAUGAAGAAGAUGAACUUGAUGAUGGAGUCGAUGAAAUUACAGGUGCCCUAACUGGUGAUGAUGAUGAAGCCGAUGACGAGGAGGAGGAUGAUGAUGACGAUGAUAUUAUUGGUGAUGAUGUGAUCGAGGCCCGUCGUGAAGCACGUGAAUUGAAAAACAAUAUCAUUGAUAUGUCCGGUGACGCCUUCCAGGAACGUAAUAAUCAAUUCGUCGAUGCCAUAUUCGCUCGUAUCAAUCGUAUUGUAUCCGAUAACUAUGACCCAUUUGUCGUGCAAUUGACUGGUCGUUCGGCCGCCAUUCACAAUACACCAAAUGGUGGUGGCGCGUCAUCGACGAAAAGCGGCAUUCCCAACCGGAACAAGGAGCAACAAAUCACACAUAAAACAAAGACCGCAAAGCCACAAGCCACCAAUACAUCAAUUAAGAAGUUAAAAAAUACAAAAUCGGAACCACGUAGCAGCAGUGCAAAUACAGACAGCAUCGACAAUUUGCCCAAGGACAAUCAAGAGACUGAAAAAGCCAAGUUGCAACAACAAUUGGAGCAAUUGCAGGCACACCAACAAACCCUAAAAGCCACGGAACAAAUUGAAAAUAAUGUAUCUGGUCAGGAGGAGCAAAACAGUGAUACAACAGCAGCAGUCGCAUCAACAUCAGGCGAAAAGAAAGUCGUCGGCACAGAAUUGAGACCGGAAACGCGCACAGUACAUGCCAACAACGUUGUCAAAUCGGGAAAUCAAAAGAAAGCCACAACAAAGGCUCACAAACAAAAUUCGAACAAAAAAGUCCAUAAUGGCAAUUCAGCUGCGGCAGCGGGACCAGCAUCGGGCAGCAAGGGAACAAGUAACAAGCUAAAACUGAAAUCCACAAUCACAAAUAAAAAUGACAAGUCACCACAACAUGGUGGUAAGGAUGGCAGCGGUGAUUUCCAAAAGGCCGAAGGCAGUCUAUCGGGAUUGGCAUCAUUGAAGCGUGUCGGCAAUGUGAAAGUGGUGACCGAUCCGGAAGGACGCAAUUCAACCAUUAAGGCAAAGUUCACUUUGGGUCCACUCAUAUUACGUGUCGAGAAAUCAUUCAAACGUGGUGGUGUUGAGAAUGUUAAGAGUGCUACGGCUCGCACCAAUGAAAUGAUCGGACGCAUUAAAUUUAGUGUCGUCAAUGAUCGUGCCACAUUAAUGUCCAUUAAGGUGCAACAACCGAAACAGGUUGAAGUGGAAAGCAAAGACAACCAUGACCGUACCAGAGAAUUUGUUUGGCGCCGUACACCUAAAAUAGCCAAAUUGGUCAACGAAAAGCUUAAAAUCGCAGCCGAAACAUUCUUUGCACCACAGGGCGUAGAAGUUGUAAGAUUGUAG
This is a messenger RNA of Musca vetustissima, 2571 nucleotides long. It is a transcript of the gene ect, whose product is annotated as serine/threonine-protein kinase pakF. The transcript has 6 exons. The coding region runs from base 7 to 2571 and encodes 854 amino acids. The record is from RefSeq and is a predicted model, not a curated record. Lineage: Eukaryota; Metazoa; Arthropoda; Insecta; Diptera; Muscidae.